Messenger RNA from Chenopodium quinoa (quinoa), 2038 nucleotides. RefSeq names its product shaggy-related protein kinase kappa. The transcript is spliced from 13 exons. NCBI's taxonomy places the organism in Eukaryota, Viridiplantae, Streptophyta, Magnoliopsida, Caryophyllales, Amaranthaceae. Gene Ontology annotation, cellular component: cytoplasm. The record is from RefSeq and is a predicted model, not a curated record. Gene Ontology annotation, biological process: signal transduction; protein phosphorylation. Bases 283 to 1554 code for a protein of 423 amino acids. Gene Ontology annotation, molecular function: protein serine/threonine kinase activity; ATP binding.
AAAAAUCCAUAUAUUAAAAAGUUAGUUUUUUUUUUAACAGCUAACUAUUUGAAGAACUUGGACGAUAAAAGCAGAGGAGAGAGAAGGAGUGACAGUCCCCAUCAUAAGGAAUUGCGAAAGCCAGCCAUAGUUUUGUGUUUGUUUAUCAAGAUCAUCUUCAGGAUCACUCAUCAUACUUUGAUUGAAUUUGGUGUUGAACGUGAUUGCAAGCAAGGUUAGAUGGAAGAAAGUCAUGGGCAAUUGGGUGAACAGUAGGGAAAUUGGGAUUAAUAGGUUGCUGAAAUGUCCUCUGCCAGUAUAGGGAAUGGAGGGCCUGGCAGUUCAAUGGCAUCUAAUGGCCAGAAUGGCUCAUCUAGUUCUGUGGAUUGGUUGGGGAAAGAGAUGCUUGAAUUAAGACUCGGAGGAGACCGAGCAGACCAUGAUGAUGAUAGAGAUAGUGAACCAGAUGUUAUUGAUGGUGUUGGUGCAGAAGCGGGGCAUGUUAUCAGGACAACAAUUGGCGGUCGUAAUGGUCAACCUAGACAGACCAUCAAUUAUAUUGCAGAGCACGUGGUUGGAACCGGUUCCUUUGGUGUUGUAUUCCAGGCAAAGUGUAGGGAGACUGGGGAGAUUGUAGCCAUCAAGAAGGUGUUACAGGAUAAACGCUACAAAAACCGAGAGUUACAGAUCAUGCAGAUGUUAGAUCAUCCUAAUAUUGUAGCUCUCAAGCAUUGUUUCUUUUCAACAACAGAUAAGGAGGAGGUAUACCUUAAUCUCGUUCUCGAAUAUGUUCCUGAAACUGUCAAUCGCAUUGCAAGGGGAUACAACAGAAUGCACCAGAAGAUGCCUCUAAUAUAUGUCAAACUCUAUACCUAUCAGAUCUGCAGGGCACUGGCAUAUUUACACAACUGCAUCGGAAUAUGCCAUCGGGAUAUUAAGCCUCAGAAUCUACUGGUAAAUCCGCAUACACACCAGCUCAAACUUUGUGAUUUUGGAAGUGCGAAAGUAUUGGUUAAAGGAGAACCCAAUGUUUCAUAUAUAUGCUCAAGAUACUACCGUGCCCCAGAACUUAUUUUUGGGGCUACCGAGUAUACCACUGCAAUAGAUAUAUGGUCUACAGGAUGUGUUAUGGCAGAAUUACUUCUUGGGCAGCCAUUAUUCCCAGGAGAGAGUGGGGUGGAUCAAUUAGUGGAGAUCAUCAAGGUUCUUGGAACACCAACUAGGGAAGAGAUAAAAUGCAUGAAUCCCAAUUACACUGAAUUCAAGUUUCCACAGAUAAAGCCUCAUCCAUGGCACAAGGUCUUUCAGAAACGUCUGCCUCCUGAAGCAGUAGAUUUAAUUUGUAGGUUCUUUCAGUAUUCUCCAAAUUUGAGAUGCACUGCUUUGGAAGCUUGCAUUCACUCGUUCUUUGAUGAGUUGAGGGAUCCAAAUACACGACUUCCUAAUGGUCGCCCUCUUCCUCCUUUGUUCAAUUUCAAGCCACAAGAACUCUCAGGCAUCCCACCUGAUAUGGUAAACCGCCUCAUCCCGGAGCAUGCUCGAAGGCAGAACCUAUUCAUGGCAUUGAACUCAUAAGUAACCGGUGGGCGGUGGGCAUGUCUAUGCCAACCUAUCCACUGAGGGUUUGCUCAAAUUGUGUAGGCAUUUGACUAAUAUUCUUGUGUCGAAUAUUAGCAUUAGCUUGUGAGCCUACAGAAAUUUGUUUGUUAGGCAGUUAAGCUGCAAGGGCCUGCAGGACAUGAAGCGGUUGAAAGGGCUGGAGGAGGUUUCUUGCUAUUAUUUAUCAAAAUAUGAUCAUGUCAUUCAUGUAUGUUUACACAAUCGUCUUGAGAUAUUGGCAUAGUAUAGUAGCUCAAUACAAAUCACGAGAAUGUAUCCAAUAUUUUGUUUGACUAGAAGAGCUUUGGGCAUCUUUUUGUCCCGCGGUGUGUAUCUUGUUAGAUUGUAGUAUGGUUUUCUGGUAUAGCGGAUGAUGUCAAGUUUAAAGGGGUGUAUUUUAAUGUGAAUAUUUUGUGCACGGAUUCUAUAUCUAAUAAUUCCUCUGUUUUCUUUUGAUGCA